AUGGUGAAAGAAACAGGACUCUAUGAUAGAUUGGGAGUUGCACCAAGUGCCUCUGAUAACGAGAUCAAGAAGGCUUAUAGAAAGAUGGCUUUGAAGUACCAUCCUGAUAAACCAACGGGUGAUACUGAGAAGUUCAAGGAGAUCUCUGAAGCGUUUGACAUCUUGAGCGACGAGAAGAAGCGUGAGGUGUACGACACUUAUGGUUUGGAGGCUGCACGCCACGGCGGCCCACAGUUUGAUCCAAAUAUGGGAGGUGGAAGACCUGGUGGCUCUGGCGGGUUCAGCUCUGGAGGUUCCUACGGUGGAUUCGACUUUGCCGAUGCUUCCAACAUCUUUGAACAGUUUGCGCGUGCCGGUGGCAUGGGCGAUGACGGAGCCUCCUUCCACUUUUCGAGCGGUGGAAGUCCAUUUGGCGGAAUGGGUGGUGGAUUUGGCGGCAUGCCUGGUGGAUUUGGUGGUAUGGGCGGUGGUAGCGGUAUGGGCGGCGGUGGCUUCAACCGCCGUAGAGAGCCUGAGCCUGAAAUCCAACAGAUCCAGCUACCUGUCAGUUUGGAAGACCUUGCCAAGGGUACCACGAAGAAGAUGAAAUUGAACAGAAAAGGUGUUAACAACUCCAAGGAGGAGAAGAUCAUUGAAAUUGACAUCAAACCAGGUUGGAAGGAGGGAACCAAGAUCACAUUCAACAAUGAAGGUGAUUGGACCCCAUCUGGACGCCGUAACACGAUACAAUUCAUUUUAAAGGAAAAACCACAUCCAUAUUUCAAAAGAGAUGGUAACGAUUUGAUCUACAGCUUGCCUCUGACGUUCAAGGAAUCAUUGUUGGGAUUCGACAAGAUUGUGGAGAGUGUUGAUGGAAGAAGAAUCCCAUUAUCAAAGACAAUGCCAGUACAACCAGAUUCUGUACAGACAUACCCUGGCUUAGGUAUGCCAAUCUCCAAGCAGCCGGGAACAAGAGGUGACUUGAAGGUCAAGUAUAAAAUUGAUUAUCCUCUUACAUUGACCCCACAGCAGAAAGAAGCCAUCUCUCAAAACUUUUAA
This is a messenger RNA of Williopsis jadinii, 1038 nucleotides long. RefSeq names its product type II HSP40 co-chaperone SIS1 (gene SIS1). The transcript has a single exon. NCBI's taxonomy places the organism in Eukaryota, Fungi, Ascomycota, Saccharomycetes, Phaffomycetales, Wickerhamomycetaceae. Bases 1 to 1038 code for a protein of 345 amino acids. Gene Ontology annotation, molecular function: protein-folding chaperone binding. The record is from RefSeq and is a predicted model, not a curated record. Gene Ontology annotation, cellular component: cytosol. Gene Ontology annotation, biological process: translational initiation.